AUGGAUGAGCCCGGCUCGGCGAGAGUUAACCUCGCCUCAGCCGCCGAGAGGAGGGCAGUGGGGCGGGCUCCCGGCUCCCCACCCCGCCCGAGAGGAGGCGCACCGCCUCCGCCGCCGCCUCCAAGUUGGCACUUUGAAAAUGUCUGUGCCGUGUACCCGGGAAAGGAGAGCUCGCCGAGAGCUCGCCGUGGGCUGCCGGCCCGGGCUGGCGCGCCUCCGGAAGCCCCGCUAGAGCGCCGGACUCCCCCAUGCCCGGCCAGCAUGCUCCGCAGCCUGCUGCUGGCUCUCCUCUGCCUGGGCCGGGCGCCGCGGCCGGGCGCUUCGGGAGCCUCGCUAGCGCGCAGGGCUGAGACCGGCGGGACGCCAGGCCCGAGCGGCAGCGGCGGCCCGGACGCGGAGCCUUGGUGCCCCUACAAGGUGCUGAGCGAGGGCCAGGAGGAGGAGGGCGGGGGCGGCCGCCUAUGCUUCCGCAGCCCGGCCAGCCGCUUCCAAUGCGCGCCGGGGAGCUGUAGGGCGCACCGGUCGCCAGCGGGCGCCCUGCUAGCCAACGUCCUGAUCAACGGGAGCGUCUUGCUGCAGUGGGGCUGGCCGCCCCCGGGAUCCGGGCCGGGAUCGGAGCCCCCGCCGGCCCCUUCGCCACCCAGCCCGCCGGGCCUGCGCGGCUUCUGGCUCUCCUGCUCGUGGGAAGGCGCCUACACGCGUUUCCAGUGCGACUCCGUGCGCCUAGGCGCUGCCUGCAGGGACUACCUCUUCCCCGACGCGCACGGCAGCGUCCGCUACCGCCUCUGCCUCCAGCCCCUGGUCUCCAACGGCAGCGGCGGCCCCGAUCCAGCGCCUCUCCCUCCUCCUCCUCCUGGAUCGGGGCCCCCCGAGUGCGUGGAGUUUACGGUGGAGCCGGCCGGCAUGCGGGAGAUCGUGGUCGCCAUGACGGCCGUCGGGGGCUCCAUCUGCGUCAUGCUGGUCCUCAUCUGCCUCCUGGUGGCCUACCUCACCGAGAACCUCACGCCCCCCGCCGCGGGGCCGGCCCGCCCCGUCCCCCCGGGCGGGGUCUCCUCCCCUUCUGCCUCGGCCAAGCGGGGGGACUGAAGCUGCUACGGAACUCCAUCGCGCGCCUGGAAAAAGCCAGCCCCGGGAAGAGAUGAGAGCACGGUGGCUUUUGGAUGGAACUUCAACCAGGAAUGCCUGCCUAUCAUGAAAUUGUGUGCCCAUCUCUCCAUCAUGGGUUGGGCCUUUCUGUCAACAAUACCACCCUUGUCCAGAUGCUGCAUCCGUCUUCGUCCCCAUAAAACUGUUUCACAUCCACUAUAAGAGAACAUCGUCAUCCUUCUGGAUGUGGACCAACCAAGAACAGUCCUUAUCGGCAACCAGAUCAUCGGUGAACCAACAUCUCAAGAGGAGAGAAUGGAAACAUCUCCACCUCCCUGACACCCAACCGCCGGGAGUUCCUAUUAUCCAAACCGAUUGACGUGAAGGUUCCUCGUCCCUCUGGCCAUCCUGAUCUGAACCGAGUUUAGGAAAACCCCAACCGGAAGCGAAUUUGAACAUUCCAGAUCUGAAAUUUUGAAACACAGGCUUGGAAUUGCUCAGUGUUGGGUUUUUGGAGGAGCAGAUUUCUGUUUCGAUGGGGGAGAAAAACCCCGGAGCGGUUCUUGUUCGUUCGUGGUGGUAUGUUUCCCCUUUGACCUUCUCUCAUCACAGCACAAGUUAGCCGAUCUCUGGGUGGGUAAAAAGUGGUGUUUGGGAUGUUAUAAACACUUUGGAUUUGGAUUCACAAGUUUCACGCUGUCAACGCCGUUUUUGUGUCUAAGCAUCACGCUUGUGUAAUUGUAGGGAAGAGGGAGACUAGGACGAGAGUGGGAGUGUCCUAAUAUCACUUUUACGACUCAAGAAGGUCUGUAGAAAUGCUCGGGUGACGUUGGGUGGAUUUUUAAGACGUUGUGGUCUUAGAAAUGAAUGGAGAUCAUUGACUCUUGGAUUCUUUCGGGACCAAAAGAGACCUGUAGUUAAAUGCACUGUGGCUGAAUUUGGGGCUUGAUUUCACAUUGAGCUUGUCAAUGUAGGAACCCAACCUGGACUGGGGCCAUGGCAUGAAGGUAGAGGGGGCUUAACCCUUUAAUUCUGCAUUGUUUCCCCCUGCAAAAUUUCACUCCCUUUCUGAAAAACUUUGCUGAGCUCUGAGGCAAUUUUCAGCGUGAAAAUGGCACAGGAUUAAAGGGUUCCAGGACCACAGGGUAGAGGACAGAGCCACCACCACCAUAGCUUGGUAUCUGAAUGAGACAAUAACCUUCAAAGUUGACCGUGGUAUAUUUAAUGUCCGGGUUAACUUGGUCCUUGCCGAAGUAGGAAGAAAUACAAUCCAUAUGAAUACGGCAUACUGCUUUUCAACAAAAGUUCCCAAAGCGGUUUACAUAGCUAUGAAUAAAUUAAAAGGCUCCCUUUCCCCCAAAGGGCUCACAAUCUAAAAAAGGAAACGUAAGCCAGACACCAGCCACAGCCACUGGAGGGGUGCCGUGCGGGGGAUGGAGAGGGCCAGUUGCUCUCCCCCUGCGAAAUACAAGAGAAUCGCUAUUUUUAAAAGGUGCCUCUUAGAUCUUUUUCUGCUGCUGUUAACUUAACAUACUGAGAAAAAUUGAUGCUCACACCAUUAGGCUUACUGGGUGUUGGUGUGGGUGACAAGUCCAGAUUCCUUGCAAAUGAAAACUCUCGGGUGUAAGAAACCAACCUUGCUGUUCACACUCUUUUUGUCCCUGUCCUCCCAAAGUGAAAGCAAAUUCUUGUCACCUGCUUGGCAGUAAGUUGGCCAUCCUUAAAAUAGGUCUCAGAGUUAAUUGCCAUAACCCUGAGGUCUGUGGGGUUUUGAUGUGCCCCUAAAAUCCAGCAGCACAAGCCUAUUCGGCUGCACAUGUGAAGAAUUUCCUGAUGUGGAGGACCUGAGCAUACCCCUACUUGUGGGCUUGGAGCAUCUCAACCAGCGUCCUUGUUGAGGGGAAGCAUAUAGCUAUUGAGGAGAGUCCUCGGCGGACUGUAUGGGCUGCAGGGUGUGUUAUAAUGCAUAUAAUGUCAAUAAAAAGGUUUUCUGCUAGGCAAGGGCCACAAAGCUAUGGCCCUCCUGUUUUGGACUACAACUCCCAUCAUCCCCAGCCACAACAGCCUUCAGCCAAGCAAUACACAAGAUGACAGUUGGGUGCUUUGCAAUCCGAUACGGAGCGCCAGUGAAUACUGGACCGAGUCAAAAGAAUUGUGGGUCCAAGCCGAGAAAUACCAGAUCCAGUCAAAGGAAUACCGGAUCCGGUGGGCAUGGGUUGGGGAGUGGGGGGGUUGGAGUCCCACAACAUCUAGGGUGGGAACCCAUAGCCUAGUAAAUGGAGGAGAAGAACAGCCUUAGCUGGAUGGGACUAAACGUCCAACAUCCUUUCCCCCAUGGCAGUCCUGGAUGCCAUUGGGAUUGGGAAACCCGUAAGCAGAAGUCUGAAGGCCCUAUCCUGUUCUGUCCCAAGCUUCAGCUAAUCAGAGGUAGACUGCUCCUGUUCGUGAAGGCUCAGUUCCUCACCAUGAUGGCUGGAAGGAAUAUGAUCAAAGAUCCAUUUAGUCCGGUGUGUUGCUUCCCACUGGGGAAAGCCCCAAAGCAGAAAGUGAAGGCAACAGAUUAUCCAUCCUUGCUCCCCAACAAUGGCUAUUCAGAGACAUCCUUCCCUAAAACACACUUUAAGACACACCAGAUGAGAUCCUGGAUAGUAACUGCCUCACGAUCAUCCUGUGCACAAAUACCACACGAUAUAAAAUAUAGACUGACUAUUUCUUUGGGUGCAUCUCAUUUAAGUCUCCGUUUUGUUUUGUCUUGAUUUGAUCACCCGGCUGUUGAAAAUCCAGUAGAAGAUCUUUCUAGUUUUUCAAUAGAUCUAUUUAUUUUUUUAAGAAACUGGUUUUAAAGAGAUAAGAAAACAUAUUCCUGGGCAUAUUAUGUUUUGUUGGGUUCUGUGCUUCUAUGUUCCAGAGGGCUAACCUUUAAAAUCCAGCAAAGUUCCUUGUGGUUGUUUAAAGACUAACAGUGGCAUAAGUUUCUGUGGCCCAGAGGCCAUGUCCUGAGAUGUACAGAUUGGCCACUUAAAAGCCAAACUAGUCAAUAUGCCUAUUGUGUGCCUCGGGGCUGCAGAAACCCACUAGUCUACUAGUCUGUGACGAGUGAAAAAUGAUGCCUGACGAGUGAAAAAAGUCCGGAUGAGCAAUGUACCAACAUAGCCUGGUGAGUAAAAUAUUUUGUCUGGCUGAUAAACUGAGCCAACAUUUCUUCAUCCCUUACGGCUUAUGGGUUUGGCUUUUUAAAAAGUGUAAAUAUCAGUCACAUGAAGCCUCUUCUUUCUCCAUGUGAUCAAGUCCCUUCUUCCUUCCUGGAGGCUGGAUUGGGGCCCUGUGCAGCUGCUAUAUAUUUUUUUAAAAACCCAAACGCACAAGCCCUAAUUGUGCAGUUGGCGUAUCGUCUAGUUUGAUCCCGAGUAAAAGGAGAAGAAAUCGCAUUUUCUCUCUUUUAAAAUCUCUUUUACAGGAUGAGGUCAAAAGGCUAUCUAAAUCAAGAGAUGGCUGUUGUGUGCUUCAUAAUCUAUACAGGACACAAACGAAUACCCAAUCCAAUCAAAUGAAUACGGUCUGAUCCUGUGAAUACCGGAUCUGAUCAAAUGAAUACUGGUUCCCAACCUGCGAAUACCAGUCCUAAUCCCAUGAAUACCAACUCUAAUCCAAUUUAUAUCAACUCCAAUUGGCACGGGUAGGACCUUACCUAGUGGUUAUAGUAGGACAUAGGAUAGGAAGAUCAAUUGUGUGCAAAUACACACCAAGGAAGCAGUAAUUCUAUAAGGAGCAAACCACUCCCAGGAUCUGCUGAGAUCCAUUUUGCUAGUGUCUCCCAAUUUUGCAGCUUUGUACUGGAUUCUCUUUUCAAGCCAUUGCUGAUUUGUUAAAAAUCUGCUACCGAAUGCCCUUAGAGGUUAAAAUGUCCCUCCCCUGGUUUCUGAGUCACUGUCUGAUUUGUGUUCACUUACCCUUCUGUGUCGAGAUAGACUUGUUGGGCUUGUGGAUAGAUGUAUUCUGCACAGAAGGAUGACACUUCAUGCAUCUAAAGUGGACUCAAGUCUAUGAAAGUUUAUGCCACAACAAAUCUCUCUGUAUUCCAGGUAGGAAGUCAAAUGAAAAACUGGUUCAGAGAGGUUUUUUUUCAGGGAACCAGAUCCAAACUAGGGAUGUGCAGGAAACGGAUUUUGCUAUUCGUUUCGAGCUCAAAAUGAAUAGCAAAAUCCACGAAUCGGUUCAUCAAAACAGCGGCCGAAGCCGGCUGUUUUGAUGAAUCGACCUUGAAACGUUUUGGGUGUUUUGAGUGCCAUUUUGAGGCUGGUUUUUCGAGGGAGAGCUGGUCUACCAAUUAGGGUGCGUGGGUAAAGCAGUUCUCCAGCCUGAUCUCGCCGCCUCACAUGGUGGGUAGACAAACCCUCUGCCCCAACGUCGGCCUGCCUUGGAGGACUGGUCUACCUGCCAACCCCAGCUCUCUUCAGAAAAAAAAAGACUUUAAAAUGGCGCUAGAAACACUUGGAACGUUUCAAGUUCGAGCUGUUUCGUUUCGAGCUCGAAACAGGCCCUUUAUUUUAAGGGCGUUUCGUUUUGAGCCAAAAGACUUGAAACGGCCCGUUUCGAGCUCAAAUCAAUUCAAGCUCAAAUCCAUUUGCACAUCUCUAAUCUGAACCUAAUCUAAUCUCUAAUCUGAACCUAAUCUCUCAGUCAUCUGGAAUCGAAUCCCUUAAUGCAAAAAGUGUUAACUGGUUCAGAACAGUUGUUUUGUUUUGUUUUGCUUUGCUGUAAAGCGCUCAGAGACAGAAGUUUGGGGCGGUGGACAAAUAAAUCAAUCCACAGUUCCAGAACGGGGCACUUUGAUUUCAAUUGUAUGGCUCAUGUUUUAUUUCCCGGCCUGGGGUUUUAUUUUGCUUUGUCAGUCCUAUUGUGUCUAUUUCGUUUGUAAACCUCCUUAAAAAAAAUCAGGAAAGCAACAGCUUGAACAAUAAAUAUUUUUUUUUCUCAA
Hemicordylus capensis (graceful crag lizard) is the source of this 6064-nucleotide messenger RNA. RefSeq names its product fibronectin type III domain containing 10 (gene FNDC10). The transcript is spliced from 3 exons. The record is from RefSeq and is a predicted model, not a curated record. Lineage: Eukaryota; Metazoa; Chordata; Lepidosauria; Squamata; Cordylidae. The coding region runs from base 1 to 1086 and encodes 361 amino acids.